AUCAAUCGCAGCCAUGACGAGCUUGCAUUCAAGUUGGACAUUGUAUUAAACCAAUCAUCAUCAUCAUCAUGAUCAAAAUCAUCUGAUCGACUUGUUUUCAAUUUCCACUACUCCAGAGUCCAAAGCCCGAACCUCUUUCGUACAUCACGAGACCAAAACAUUCGAAUUUGUUUCUAUUGCUCAACAUUCUGGUGUUUUACUUUUUAUUUAUAUACUUAGUUAUAAACGUAAACAUAUUUAUUUAUAUUGUACUCUACCAGUGACAUAAAUCUUCCACUUGCAUUUAAUUAAUUAAUAUUAGUAAUAAACAAUUAUUAGUAAAUAAAAAGUAUGUCGACAUCAGUGAUAGGAAGACGAUUAUCAAUGCCGGCAAUUGUUAGAAACUUGCCAAUUUUAACAACAUCUCGAUUUAUCACGAGAUCAUUACCGUUAAGUCAAGACAAAAGUGAAGGAUGGCUAAGUAAACUUGGUGUAAGAAAAAUAGAACCUACCAAAGAAUCACAUUCACGAAUGCUGUCAGACAAAGAAGUUAUUUAUGCAUUACACACCCACAAUGUACGACCUGAUUCUAUUGAUAAAUAUCUCGCUAAUUACAAAGAAAAUGUAAAUCUCAUCCAUUCCAAGAAGAGUGAAUUAAAUUGCGAAUUAGUCGGCUCGUGGACUGUUGAAGUCGGCGAUCUUGAUCAGGCUUUACAUCUGUGGCAGUACACUGGAGGAUUUGAACGUAUUGAUCGCGCUCAAAUAGCGUUAUCUAAAGAUGAAUCUUAUCAACGAUUAUUACGAGAGCGCGGUAACUUUUUGCGAUCACGGCACUUGCAGUAUCUGCUGGCAUUUAGUUACUGGCCGCUUCUGGGUAAACGUGAGGGCCCAAAUAUCUAUGAGAUAAGAAGCUAUAGAUUAAGACCUGGUACCAUGAUUGAGUGGGGUAACAAUUGGGCACGUGCUAUUAAUUAUAGGAGAAAUAAUGAUGAAGCAUUUGCUGGUUACUUUUCACAGAUUGGAAGACUUUAUAAUGUCCAUCAUAUUUGGUGCUAUAAAGAUCUACAAGCAAGAAGAGAAACUCGUGAAAGCGCAUGGAGAUCACCAGGAUGGGACGAAUGUGUUGCUUACACAGUGCCACUUAUACGUGAAAUGCACAGUCGUAUUUUAAAACCCACAAAUUUUUCACCUACUCAAUAA
Molecule: messenger RNA, 1179 nt
Organism: Microplitis mediator
Lineage: Eukaryota; Metazoa; Arthropoda; Insecta; Hymenoptera; Braconidae
Gene: Nipsnap
Product: protein NipSnap
Exons: 5
Coding region: 331-1179 (282 amino acids)
Cellular component (GO): mitochondrion
Source: RefSeq, a predicted model, not a curated record